UUUUACAUUUUAUACACUCACAUAAAAAUGAUUAUAUAAAUAUAGGAAUAUGUAUCCAAACACAUAGGCCAUAAUAAUAACAUACAUAAAAUCCAAUGAGGCCAGAAUUACCUAAACACGGACGUCGCUGGGCGUCCGAUACAGUUCCCGGUAAAACAACGCUCAGCAGCGGCGGAACAUCUCCCGGAGCUGGCAGCAGCACCGCCGAUUCUCUCGAUAUAGAAUUCGUGGAAGUAACGUUUGAUUUACAAGAUGACGACACUAUCAUUCUCCGGAGCGUUGAGCCUGCCGCAUCAACAGUUAUUAACGUAGAAGAUGGAGUCUCACCAUCAUCAUCCGGAGUUGAAACUACUCCGGCUUCCGCUUCCGCUUCCGCCUCGGUUUCGAGAUCGCCGACGAUGAUGAGGCGAAGUUCAUCGAACAGGUUUUUACAGUUUUCUCAGGAGUUGAAGGCUGAAGCUGUAGCGAAAGCGAAACAGUUUUCGCAUGAGUUGAAAGCUGAGUUGAGACGGUUUUCUUGGAGUCAUGGACAAGCUAGUAAGGCUUUAUCGAAUAAUGCUAACGGAAAUUACGGAUUUGAAACGGCUUUAGCAGCUCGUGCUUUGAGAAGGCAACGAGCGCAGCUCGAUCGAACUCGCUCCGGUGCGCAUAAAGCAUUGCGAGGGUUGAAGUUUAUGAGUAACAAAAGUAACGGCGUUGAAGCCUGGAAUGAAGUUCAAAGCAAUUUUGAUAAGCUUGCUAAAGACGGUUUCCUCUAUCGCGCGGAUUUUGCUCAAUGCAUAGGAAUGAGAGAUUCUAAAGAGUUCGCGCUCGAACUUUUCGAUGCAUUGGGCAGGAGAAGAAGAUUGAAAGUUGAAAAGAUCACUAGAGAAGAACUUUACGAAUUUUGGUCGCAAUUUACCGAUCAAAGUUUCGAUUCUCGUCUCCAGAUCUUCUUCGACAUGGUGGACAAGAAUGAUGAUGGAAGAAUUACCGAAGAAGAAGUAAAAGAGAUUAUAAUGCUGAGUGCAUCUGCAAACAAGUUGUCACGAUUAAAGGAACAAGCAGAAGAGUAUGCAGCUUUGAUCAUGGAAGAAUUGGACCCUGAAAGACUUGGCUACAUUGAGCUAUGGCAACUAGAGACUCUUCUCCUACAGAAGGACACGUAUCUGAACUACAGUCAAGCACUAAGCUACACCAGCCAAGCUUUGAGCCAAAAUUUACAAGGGCUAAGAAAAAGAGGGUCGAUAAGGAGACUAAGCCAACGGCUAGUCUACUUUUUACAAGAGAAUUGGAGGAGACUUUGGGUUUUGGCACUAUGGGUGAUGAUAAUGAUUGCGUUGUUCACAUGGAAAUUCUUUCAGUAUAAGCAAAAAAGUGCUUUCCAAGUGAUGGGUUAUUGUCUACUCACAGCUAAAGGUGCAGCCGAGACAUUGAAACUCAACAUGGCCAUUAUUCUUUUGCCAGUUUGCAGAAAUACAAUCACUUGGCUUCGCUCCACUAGAUUGGGUUACUUUGUGCCCUUUGACGACAACAUCAAUUUUCACAAGACUAUUGCAGCAGCAAUUGUUAUUGGUGUCAUUCUCCAUGCUGGAAACCAUCUUGCCUGUGAUUUCCCAAGGCUUUUGAAUUCAUCUGACAGAGACUAUAAUCAGUUCUUACGUAAUGACUUUGGAGGAAAUAAACCAUCGUAUGGUAAAUUGGUCCGAGGAGUUGAAGGUGCGACAGGAAUUCUAAUGGUUAUCCUAAUGGCAAUUGCAUUUACACUUGCAACAACAUGGUUCAGACGCAGCCUUAUUAAGUUUCCAAAGCCCUUUGAUAGGCUUACUGGGUAUAAUGCAUUUUGGUACUCACAUCACCUGUUUGUCCUUGUAUACAUUCUCCUCAUCAUCCAUAGUAUAUUCCUCUAUUUAGUCCACAGCUGGUACAAAAAGACGACAUGGAUGUAUCUUGCUGUUCCGGUUUUACUAUAUGCCGGAGAAAGAGCCUUGAGAUUUUUCCGUUCUGGCUUUUAUUCCGUCCAGCUUCGGAAGGUUGCAAUUUAUCCUGGAAAUGUGCUCACAUUGCAAAUGUCAAAGCCUCCCCAGUUUCGAUACAAAAGCGGACAGUACAUGUUUGUUCAGUGUCCUGCCGUUUCUCCAUUUGAAUGGCACCCAUUUUCCAUAACCUCUGCUCCUGACGAUGACUACCUUAGUGUUCACAUAAGGCAGCUUGGUGAUUGGACCCAAGAGCUUAAAAGAGUAUUCUCCGAGGCUUGUGAACGUCCUGUAGCCGGUAAGAGUGGACUUCUCAGGGCUGAUGAAACUACCAAGAAAAGUUUGCCAAAGCUAUUAAUAGACGGGCCUUAUGGCGCCCCGGCACAAGAUUACAGGAAAUAUGAUGUGCUAUUACUGGUUGGACUUGGAAUUGGAGCAACACCAUUCAUCAGCAUUCUCAAAGAUUUGCUGAAUAACAUUGUCAAAAUGGAGGAGCAGGCAGAUUGGGGAUCAGAUAUUAGUAGAACAUCAGAUUUAAGCUUUGGAAGUAAUGAAGGCUCAUCAAGCCACAAUAGAAACUCUCCAAAACGCAAAAAGACACUCAAGACCACCAAUGCUUACUUCUAUUGGGUAACUAGGGAGCAAGGCUCUUUUGAUUGGUUCAAAGGGGUCAUGAAUGAAAUAGCAGAUCUUGAUCAAAGGGGUGUAAUUGAAAUGCACAAUUACUUGACUAGUGUGUAUGAAGAAGGUGAUGCCAGAUCGACCCUCAUAACAAUGGUCCAAGCCUUAAACCAUGCGAAAAAUGGUGUGGACAUUGUUUCAGGCACUAGGGUGAGAACACAUUUUGCAAGGCCUAAGUGGAAAAAGGUCUUCUCUAAAUUAUGUUCCAAACACUGUAAUGCAAGAAUAGGAGUAUUUUACUGUGGAGCCCCUGUGUUGGCUAAAGAACUAAGCAAGCUCUGCUAUGACUUUAAUCAGAAAGGUUCAACCAAAUUUGAGUUCCACAAGGAACACUUUUAAAGAGACAAUUUGGGUGUAAAUAUAGCUAAUGCAAUCUGGAAUGUGAAGUAUUUAUGGAAUAAAUUAACCAUAAAGAUGAAGCACUGUACAGUGUUGUAUAGAAGAAGAAAAAAAAGAUAUAGUAGUAGACAAAAAAAAUCUAUUCAUUAGUAUUUAUAGACACUAAACUCAGUGGGUAGUGGAGAAAAAAACGAGUGGGUUACAGCUGAAAUUCAGAGGGUGACAUUGAUAAGGACAUACCUAUAGUGGGUGGGUAUACAAAUUAAGAGGACAGUUUUGAAAGGGAGAGACUUUGUGGAGGGUGGUGGAGAUAUGGCUUUUUUAUUUAUUGAAUUUUGCAAAUAUACUUUGUUUUUGUAUUUUCUGAAGUGGGGUAAAGAAGAAUAUUUCUAAAAUGUCAAUGCUGCUGGCAGGAGAAAGCCAAUUGAAGUCAUUAUUUAGUAGGAGUAGUUGAUUAGAACAAGAAAAUUAUGUAAAUCAUUAUUCAUCCUUUUUUGGUUUUUAUUUUUCUUCAAGAAGAUAUAUGUCCAAGAGAGGAGUAUAUAUUAUUAGUUUUUGUAUGGAACAUUAUUUUGGAUAGGGUACCUAUUGGAAAGUAAAAUGGGAUCCAUUCUAUUAAA
This is a messenger RNA of Mercurialis annua (annual mercury), 3595 nucleotides long. Its product is annotated as respiratory burst oxidase homolog protein A-like. The transcript has 14 exons. NCBI's taxonomy places the organism in Eukaryota, Viridiplantae, Streptophyta, Magnoliopsida, Malpighiales, Euphorbiaceae. Bases 96 to 2975 code for a protein of 959 amino acids. The record is from RefSeq and is a predicted model, not a curated record. Gene Ontology annotation, molecular function: calcium ion binding; peroxidase activity; NAD(P)H oxidase H2O2-forming activity. Gene Ontology annotation, cellular component: plasma membrane.